Notothenia coriiceps (black rockcod) is the source of this 1720-nucleotide messenger RNA. Its product is annotated as spectrin alpha chain, non-erythrocytic 1-like. The record is from RefSeq and is a predicted model, not a curated record. The annotation marks the transcript as partial. The transcript is spliced from 10 exons. Gene Ontology annotation, molecular function: protein binding. Lineage: Eukaryota; Metazoa; Chordata; Actinopteri; Perciformes; Nototheniidae.
UCACAGAGGCACUUUCUCCUCGUGAGACCAUCCCGAACUCGUCUGGAGGAGCUGCAUCGCCUCUGGGACCUCCUGCUGAUGAGGACCAAGGAGAAGGGCACGCGCCUCCUGCAGGCCCAGAAGCUGGUCCAGUACCUGCGUGAGUGUGAGGAUGCCCUGGACUGGAUCAGUGACAAGGAGACCAUGGCCACCUCGGAGGAGCUGGGCCAGGACCUGGAGCAUGUGGAACUCUUGCAGAAGAAGUUUGAGGAGUUUCAGACCGACCUGGCUGCGCAUGAGGAGCGUGUUAACGAAGUGAACCAACUGGCAGCCAAGCUGAUACAGGAGGCCCAUCCUGAGGCGGAGCUCAUUGUCCGCAAGCAGGACGAAGUGAACGCCGCCUGGCAGCGCCUGAAGGGCCUGGCCCAGCAGAGGCAGGGCCGGCUGUUCGGGGCGGCUGAGGUGCAGCGCUUCAACAGGGAUGUGGAUGAGACCAUCAGCUGGAUCAAGGAGAAGGAGCAGCUGAUGGCCUCUGAUGACUUUGGUCGUGACCUGGCCAGUGUGCAGGCUCUGCUUCGCAAACACGAGGGUCUGGAGAGAGACCUGGCUGCUCUGGAGGAUAAGGUCAACACACUGGGUGGAGAUGCAGAGCGCCUGCAGCAGACACAUCCCCACAACGCCUCCCAGAUCCACCUGAAGAAGGACGAACUCAUCACCAACUGGGAACAGAUCCGCACUCUGGCCGCGGAGCGCCACACCCGCCUCAACGACUCCUACCGGCUGCAGCGCUUCACUGCUGACUUCAGGGAUCUGACCAGCUGGGUGACGGAGAUGAAAGCUCUGAUCAAUGCUGACGAACUGGCCAAUGACGUGGCUGGAGCUGAGGCUCUGCUCGACCGCCACCAAGAGCAUAAGGGAGAGAUCGAUGCCCAUGAAGACAGUUUCAGAUCCACUGAUGAAGCUGGCCAAGCAUUACUCGAUACAGGGCACUAUGCCUCUGAGGAGGUCAAGGAAAAGCUGGGCAUCCUUUCCUCGGAGAAGGAGUCCCUGCUGGAGCUGUGGGAGGUCCGCAGGCAGCAGUAUGAGCAGUGCAUGGACCUGCAGCUCUUCUACAGGGACACUGAGCAAGUUGACAACUGGAUGAGCAAACAAGAGGCUUUCCUCCUCAAUGAAGACCUGGGGGACUCCCUGGACAGUGUAGAGGCCCUGCUGAAGAAACAUGAGGACUUUGAGAAAUCACUCAGUGCCCAGGAAGAAAAGAUCACCGCCCUGGAUGAGUUUGCUACCAAACUGAUCCAGAACAACCACUAUGCCAAAGAGGACGUUGCUACUCGCAGAGAUGCUGUAAGUACCACGGAAGCUUCAUCUACUUCAGGGGUUCUCAACCUUUUUUGGGCCAGCGCCCCCCUGUCCAUUAUCCAGGUCUCUUACCGCCCCCCAUCAAAAAAAGUAGACUUAUUUUCUUCCCUGAAUAUUAAUGUUGACUAAUAUUCUGUGUUAUAUCAUUUAAAAAGCAUGUCAUGAAUGCCAAAUAAUAGAUUUGAUUUAACUGGGCAGUUGGAAUAUCAUUAUCAUUAGUUUACCAGAGAGCAGAAAAGCCAUGUGAAUGUGAAUAAAAAUGAUAUUUAUGAGUGUUAAACAAACUCAGACAAGAGCAGAGAAUACAAACAGACUGCUACGGAACAGCAGCAAUUUCACACAUGUCCAGUGCAGAACAAACAGUAGGCUACAAAACUGUACA